Molecule: messenger RNA, 864 nt
Organism: Eimeria mitis
Lineage: Eukaryota; Apicomplexa; Conoidasida; Eucoccidiorida; Eimeriidae
Exons: 2
Coding region: 1-864 (287 amino acids)
Cellular component (GO): nucleus
Molecular function (GO): ATP binding; ATP-dependent chromatin remodeler activity; DNA binding
Source: RefSeq, a predicted model, not a curated record
AUGUCUGAGUUGCGUCGUUUUUGUCCUUCUUUGGGUGCGGUGAAGAUACUGGGGGAGAAGGAGAAAAGAAAGAAACUGCUGCAGCACCUCUUAGGUGCAUGCAAGCUGAUUAAGGAGACGCAGCAGCAGCACCAUAGCCGGAAGCAGCAGCAGCAGCACAGACAAGCAGCAGCAGCAGCAGGUAGAAACAGGACACAGAGCCCGGUGCUGGAGAGAAACAACGGCAGCAAGCAGCAGCAGAAGGAUGACGAUGAUGCUGCGGAGGAAGAAGAAGACGAAGAAGCAUCCCAGCAACAGCAGCAGCAACAGCAGCAGCAGCAGCAGCAGCAGCAGCAGCAGCAGGAGGGGGAAGAGGAAGAACCCAUCCCCGAUACAGUGAACGUGGUUGUGGCUUCAUACGAAAUGCUGAUGGCGGAGAAAAACAUCCUCGGCCAAAUCCUCUGGCAAUACAUCAUCAUAGACGAAGCACACAGAAUAAAAAACGAAGCAGGCAAGAAACAUACUGCUGCUGCUGCUGCUGCUGCUGCUGCUGCUGGUGAUGCUACUGCUGCUGCUGCUACUCCUGAUCCUAUUGCUGUUGCUGCAGGAGUUUCUGUUGCUGCUGCUGCGGCUGCUGGGAAGCUGGCCACUACCGUUCGUCAAUUUUCAUCUAACCACCGGCUGCUGCUGACGGGGACGCCGCUGCAGGUAGCUCUUCACAGGGGGAGUAGCAGCAGCAGCAGCAGCAGCAGCAACAGCAGCAGCAGCAGCACAAGCAGCAGCAGCAGCACAAGCAGCAGCAGCAGCACAAGCAGCAGCAGCAGCACAAGCAGCAGCAGCAGCAGCAGUAGUAGUAGCAGGAGCAGUAUAGGCCUAUAUAUUUGA